CCAGGCCCAAGACCGCUGUAACACAUCAAGACCAUGGCAGCCCUCUGCUUCCCACUGCUGCCCCUGGGGCUACUUCUACACCUUGGACUGCACUUGACUUCGGCCAGCUCUGCAAAUUACAGUGACAACUGCACAGCCUUCGACGAGGUUUCCAUUAUGACCAGCAGCCCAGGCAUCAGGGCCUAUCCGGAUGUCUAUGAAAGCAACACCCUCUACACAGUGUGGAUUCCUGUGAAUGAAAACGUCAGCUCUGUGGUGCUGCGGGCCCUGGACAGUAACUACAACUCCGUGGGCUCCUGGCAAAGCCCGGACGAGCGCUGCAACGACAGUGUCCUGUACUACGUGACGCCUGGAGACAACACGCCCUUCAGCGCUCAGUGGCGGGCUCCUGCUGCUGACAACGUAACUGAAGUCGAGCUGCAAGCCUUCAGUGUGGACUUCAACAACACGGCCUUGUUUUCAUCUCUGAAACUGGACAAAGUGAUGACUACAACCUUGACCUCCAAGAGUUCCACACCUGUGACCUCCAAGAGUUCCACAAUCUUGACCUCCAGGAGUUCCACAACUUUGCCCCCCAGGAUUUCUACUGCUUUGACCUCCAGAACUCCCAAGAACCCAUCCACAACCACAGCCACCACCACAACCCCAACCACAAGCUUGGCCCACAGAGCCUUCAGCAGCCCCAUCACAGGUGCCCUUCAUAUCCUGCUUAUCUUUCUCACCGGCAAACUUCUCUUCUAAAGACAACUAGGAAAACAGUCCUUCCCACCUCCACCACAUCCUCGUUGGUUCAGUUCCCAAUGGGUGCUUGGACACAUGUAAGGAUGAAGGCCUUAGGUGGCCAAUGAUACAACCCCACCAUUGCUCUGCACCAAAAUGGACACCUGGGGGCACCCAUUGGUGGGCAUGCGUCACACAGAUGCUCAACUGGAUCUUUCGGGGCCCUGAUUCGGCUUUUUGUAAACACGUAGACCUGGCUCGAGUGUAACCUAAGGUUCUGCCUCGCGGUUUAACAUGUUGACGGCCAAUUCCAUUGCCAAAUGAUUCCCCCACACCCCCUGAGUAUCUGUGGGUCUGUGGGAAGAAUCCUUCCCGGCUUUCAAGAUGACCUCAGAGUUCUGGCCAAACCCGCUCAGGUUACACAGAAUGUCUGUGACUCAGGUGGCUCCACCAGGAAAGGAAAAGAAGAAAUAGCUCUGUGGCUACUGGCGGCUUCCCAUUUUAUUUACAGAGCAGGUUCUGCACAGUAAGAGAACAGGAAUGUGCCUGUCUGUGCAGACACUGAUAGGAAACCUUAGGGUAUCAAUGCAGUAUUUUUGUCCUAAUUCACACCACAAAAAAUUAUACUUCAAACAAAAAUAAUGAACAUGUUAAAUUCCAAUAAAAGUCA
Molecule: messenger RNA, 1390 nt
Organism: Lepus europaeus (European hare)
Lineage: Eukaryota; Metazoa; Chordata; Mammalia; Lagomorpha; Leporidae
Gene: PLET1
Product: placenta expressed transcript 1
Exons: 4
Coding region: 34-741 (235 amino acids)
Biological process (GO): positive regulation of cell migration; wound healing, spreading of epidermal cells; negative regulation of cell-matrix adhesion
Cellular component (GO): external side of plasma membrane; apical plasma membrane
Source: RefSeq, a predicted model, not a curated record